This is a messenger RNA of Ascochyta rabiei, 1584 nucleotides long. RefSeq lists its product as uncharacterized. NCBI's taxonomy places the organism in Eukaryota, Fungi, Ascomycota, Dothideomycetes, Pleosporales, Didymellaceae. The record is from RefSeq and is a predicted model, not a curated record. Bases 1 to 1584 code for a protein of 527 amino acids. The transcript is spliced from 3 exons.
AUGAACCAUCACCACAGCUCCGAUCCCAGCGCUCGAUACUUCAACCCGAGUGGCAGCCCUGUGAACGGUUUGCAAGGAAGCAGCACGCCUCACCAGAUGAGCGCUCCCCCAUCACCUUAUCUCGAGGCUCGAGUCGUCAACUUGGAAGAUAAGCACGCAGACUUGCGAGAAGAAGUCGACAUCCUCAAAGACCUGUAUCACGAUCUCUGCAACCUCUUCAGCAAAGUGAGGCAGAACGCUCAGCCCAUACGUGCCAAUUCCCUCGGGGGCACUGAUCCUGUCUCUUCUCGUCAGACUGCCAUGCAGUUCAAGCAGGAGCUCGAGCACUUGAGCCGUGAGGUCUGCGAGUCAGUGAAUGGAGAUGCUGGCGAGCAAAAGGCGAACGAUCGCAGUAUACUCAAGCCAGGCGGUAGCUUACCUCCACACGUAAAAUCUGCCAGUGUCACCGAUCGCGGAACAGGCGCGAAGUCACUAGCGCCACAUUUGCGUGGUGUGAAGCAGCCUGGUACAGUCAGCGAUAACGCCAGGACUUCCAAACCGUUGGUUGACAGGACAAAACGCAACCACGAACCUCUUAUCACAGACGGACCGGUCGAUACCAUUGUCCAACAAACAACGAUCCCUGCAGUUACUCCCAGCCCCCCUCUGUCAUACACCACGACUGUCCAGGGCGAUGUUGACUCUGUGGAAGUCGAGUCCCUUUCAUUGGAGGACUGGAGGCCCUAUUACCUCACCACAUUGGCAUCACUGCCUGCUGACGUCUGCGCAAAGAUACCGAAUCCGCAGAAGAUGACUACCUUCACACUCGACAUGUUGCAAAACUUGUUCGGUGGUAUCAGCUGGUCCCCUGGUCUAAGGUACAUCAACACGGCUGGCGCGUCUAUGUUGAAGAAUCGCACUUACUACAUGCUGGACCCAACCAACGAGCCGUAUCUACCGAAAGCGCCUGGAGAGCAUGGUGCCAAGCUAACGGCGUUCUUCAACACAGCUCCUGAAGAGGGGUUCGACAAACUGCCUGAAGGCACUAAUUCUUACACAAAUGUACCCAUGUUCGUCCAGGUAGCGCCAGGUCGCUACGCCUACUUCGGAAACUACUCACAGACACGCUGGUCAGAUAAGCUUGACAAUGACACCAUGAGAGCUCGAGUGCCUCAGCACGUCAAGGAGCACAUUUCGCACGAGCUAACAGCUAAGCUCCGUGAGGACUGGGUCACCCGUGAACUCAAGAAGCACUUCUUUCCGAAACCUGAGUACGAGGGUUCUCUCUUGGCCGCCAGCAGUGACGAUACCACCGUCCAUUCGGCUGACGAGGAAAAACACAACAAGAAGAUGACUACGGAAAUACAGCAGUAUAUCCAGGAGCUUGCUGAGUGGGAGCGCGAGGCCAGCAUGAAGACUGCCAUGAUGAAGUCUGACUUCAUCCUCAACGCUUUCGAUGCUGCUGAUGCUGACGACCCGCCUGCCCUGCGCCUCUGGUGGGAGUACCUUGAGUGCGUCGACUGGAAGAACGACUUCUACAACAUGCUCGUCGGACUCCAGGCUCGCGCUGACAACCCCAAGUGGGUGCGUGACGGCCGGCUGUAG